Molecule: messenger RNA, 1623 nt
Organism: Passer domesticus (house sparrow)
Lineage: Eukaryota; Metazoa; Chordata; Aves; Passeriformes; Passeridae
Gene: LRRC3B
Product: leucine rich repeat containing 3B
Exons: 3
Coding region: 526-1305 (259 amino acids)
Cellular component (GO): plasma membrane
Molecular function (GO): protein binding
Source: RefSeq, a predicted model, not a curated record
GGGGCGGGCGGCGCGGCAGGCACAGCCUCCCGGCGGGCGCCCGGCGGCGGCAGCAGGGCGGGCGGGCGGGCGGGCGGAGGCUGCUCCCGGCCCCGCCGCGCCGCCCGCAGGCUCCGCCCGGCGCUCCCAUGGCGCGGCGGCCCCGCGCCAGGUGAGCAGCGCUGCCUGUUGCGCCGAGCGGAGCGGAGCGGAGCCGCCGGGGCCACACGCCGAGAAGUUUUGCGGGAAGGCGCCGCGAUAAAAUUUUCAAAAAAACUGGAAGUAGAAAUUACGUUUGUGGGUCUCACCAAAUGCUGGGAGGUACAAGAAAUCCAUCAUUCUAACACAAAAGAGGAGGAGGGGUGGACAAACAAGGAGAUGGCAUGCUUCUAAGAAGCGUAUUGACGAUGAGGAAGCCCGUGUGCUAGUAACCAGUUUUUACUAAUCCUGCCGAAGAAAAUGAAGCCACGUUUCAGCUUUGCCGAUCCUUUUCCCACCCUGGCGGCUGAAUGAGAAAUGGUCGUGUGAUUAUGCUGACAGCCCAGCAUGCAUUUGGUAGACCUGUGGUUAACUCGUUCCCUCUCCAUGUGUCUGCUCUUACAAAGUUUUGUCCUCAUGAUACUGUGCUUUCAUUCUGCCAGUAUGUGCCCAAAAGGCUGCCUCUGUUCCCACUCCGGAGGUCUGAAUGUCAGCUGUAGCAAUGCAAACCUCAAGGAGAUACCCAGAGAUCUUCCUCCAGAAACAGUCUUACUUUAUUUGGACUCUAAUCAGAUAACAUCUAUCCCCAACGAAGUUUUUAAGGACUUGCACCAAUUGAGAGUCCUCAAUUUAUCAAAAAAUGGGAUUGAGUUUAUCGAUGAACAUGCCUUUAAAGGGGUGGCAGAAACCUUGCAGACUCUGGAUUUGUCCGACAACCGGAUUAAAAGCGUGCACAAAAACGCUUUCAACAACCUGAAGGCCAGGGCCAGAAUUGCCAACAACCCCUGGCACUGUGACUGCACGCUGCAGCAGGUGCUGCGGAGCAUGGCCUCCAACCACGAGACGGCCAACAACGUCAUCUGCAAGACCUCUGUGCUGGAUGAGCACGCGGGGAGACCCUUCCUCAACGCUGCCAACGACGCCGACCUCUGCAACCUCCCUAAAAAGACUACUGACUACGCCAUGCUGGUCACCAUGUUUGGCUGGUUCACCAUGGUGAUCUCCUACGUGGUUUAUUACGUCCGACAGAACCAGGAGGAUGCAAGGAGGCACCUUGAGUACUUGAAAUCCCUGCCAAGCAGGCAAAAGAAACCAGACGAAGCCGAUGACAUUAGCACUGUGGUAUAGUAUUCUGAAUAAAAUGACCGCCUUUGUGGUGGACACUAGAGUUGGAUGACGCUAAAACCAGAGGUUUACUUCUAACAUUCAUUGUAAACAUUAAGACUUUUGGGGCUUUUUUUUCCUGUUUAACUGAAUUACGCCACUGUUGAGCUUUCUAACAGAAAGUUUUGUCUGGGUGGUAAACUUCAAUUAUUUCUCUGGUGGUAUCCUAAAGCAAGUGAAUUAAUAUGUAAACAUUAGUUUAGACCCAUUCCACUAUUUAAUAACGAAAUUUAUUUUUUUAAUUUAAAAACUAAAUAAAAGCUUAAAUUUGAACCAUGUAAA